AUGCAUUUCUACAUAAGUACCUACACGAAUCUGUACAAUGCCUACCUGUCGUGUAAGGCAACUCCACCUUCGACCAUAGGGCGUGCUUUCAAAAAAAAGGGAGACGCACCACAAGCCUGUAUGGUGAAUAUUGCACCUCCUGUAGUUGUGCCCUCUCCGCGGGUGCAGGUUCGCCCAAAUGUGCGAAAGUCAAAAGUGCAGGAGCAGCAGCUAAACUUCAAAAACGACGGAGGAACACACCAACAUAGCAACGAUGACGACUACUUGGGUAAAUUAAUUAACAUUUCGAAGAAGAUAACACAAUACGCACAACACAAUAAAGUUAAAAUUGCAAAAGCGUUAGCAACAUCGGUACUUUCAGCCUACUCACUUAAUUGGGUAUACCAGUCUGGUGUCACAUUACAAAGGGACCCACACUACUCCCUGUUCGUCCCCGCCAACAGCUACAUAAACAAUGCCAUUAGAAAGAUUAAAAAAAAUUAUCAAGUGAAAAAAUACACAUUUAAUGAGAACAAAAUUUUCGAAAGGAAUUUCCACAACAAUUAUGACCAAUCAGAAAUAGGACAAAUAUAUGUUGUAAACAAUAUUGUCAAUUUUUUAAAUUUUUUACCUUACAAGUGGAAAAAAACAUGUUCAUACAAUUUUUGUAAAUAUAAAGAAUUUGAAAAUGUGGAGAAUCUUUUUGAUUAUAUCAGAAUAGGGAUGCAUGAAGGACCCAUUUUGUUAUUCCAGGGGAAAUUAAAAAAACAGUAUUGGAUACAUUUGCCACUAAAAUAUGAAAUUGUGAAAGAUGGGGAUGAUACUCUGUGCACACUUAUAUUUACUCCGUUACACAAAUAUUAUUCUGAUUAUAAUAUCGAGAUAAAACUGGUGAAGGAGAAGGAAACUGAUAACGUAACUUUUAUCACCUCUGUUAAGCACGCAAACAAAAAUGAUGAAAAGGGAAAUUCCUUUUACAUAAGUGUGGUUAAAAAUAUUGCCAUGUAUUUAACAUAUGAUAUUUUUGAAGGAAUAAAUAACAGUAUCCAUUUGGUGCACAGAAGGAAUGCAAGCUGUAGAAAAACCAUGCUUAACAGAUCGGAUGUUACGUUAAAAAGGAAAAAAAAAACAAAUUUUCAGUUUGUCCUGUCGCCGGUCAUCAUGCCAUGGAGUUUUAAAAUGCGGCGAAGUUAA
Plasmodium fragile is the source of this 1173-nucleotide messenger RNA. RefSeq lists its product as uncharacterized. The transcript has 2 exons. Lineage: Eukaryota; Apicomplexa; Aconoidasida; Haemosporida; Plasmodiidae. The record is from RefSeq and is a predicted model, not a curated record. Bases 1 to 1173 code for a protein of 390 amino acids.